AUGAACAAUUUGGGCAUUUAAAAUAAUCGAUUUCAUAAAAAGGCUAUUGAGAAUAGAAUGAAGUCUGAAUGUAACGAAUUCUACAUGCUCAAUAGACGAACAAAGAAAUAAAAGAAUGAAUACUAUGAAAAUUGGCUUAAAUAAAGAGAGAAAGAAUCCAACGCAUCUACAGAAACAUGUUUGGACAUCAUUACUCCUAAUCUUCCUUAAGCAAAGAUUCCUAAUACUUUUUAAGUUAAGUUGAUCAAUGAUAUAUUAAAAAAUCAUAAGCACUCAUUGCAUUAUUGA
Paramecium pentaurelia is the source of this 288-nucleotide messenger RNA. NCBI's taxonomy places the organism in Eukaryota, Ciliophora, Oligohymenophorea, Peniculida, Parameciidae. The record is from the annotation of a GenBank genome assembly.